Messenger RNA from Halichondria panicea, 1513 nucleotides. RefSeq names its product protein dcd1A-like. The transcript has 8 exons. Lineage: Eukaryota; Metazoa; Porifera; Demospongiae; Suberitida; Halichondriidae. The record is from RefSeq and is a predicted model, not a curated record. Bases 52 to 1392 code for a protein of 446 amino acids.
UGCAGUGUCACAUGGCUCUGCAAAGCAGCUCAAUUGAGAAGAAAGGUCAAGAUGAUGUCUCUCUCCAGGUUACUAGCUGCUCUCCCUUUUUUGCUCCUCCUUUGCCAGCAAUGUAGUUGUAAGGGAGUGCUCUACUACCAGGAGCCUGAGGGUAACAUGGAUGGAACAUGCUCAGGACAACCGAACACCAUCAAGCCUUGGGUAGGUGAGCCUGCACUCAAGACUCAGACCAUCAAUGGAUCUCUCUACUCUGCUGGAGAGGGAGACGAUGAAAUAUAUGUGGUCCAUGUAUAUGGGUCUGCCUACUCAAUGGGCUUUGCUCAGGGAAAGCUACUCAAGGACCAGAUCAACAAGAUCAUUCCUGCCUUUUUCCAACAUGUCGAACAAGAGAUAGAAAACGAAAUCACUUUCCUACCGAAGGAUCUUCAACAACUAGUAGCCAAGUAUGGUCUAGACGGUGCUCUAGAUAUCACUUAUGAUCUAACCAAGAGAUACAUCCCCAAGUACUUCCUGGAGGAGCUAGAAGGUGUGGCUGAUGGGGCAGACGUCGACUACAAGCUCCUACGUAGAGUUCACAUGCUGCCCGAACUGGUUAAGGCUGGCUGUUCUAUGUUGGGUGCCUGGGGGAGUGCACUCAGUGAUCCUUCCGGAAUGAUACAACUCCGUUCCUUGGACUGGGAUGCAGAUGGUCCGCUGCAACAAGCCCCUGCUGUGGUAGUCUACCAUCCUGAUCAAGGUCACCCCUUCAUCAACGUCGGCUGGACUGGCUGGAUCGCUUCCAUUUCAGGAGUGUCGUCUUCCAAGAUUGCCAUUUCAGAGAAGCACUCUGACAUGACGUUUGGAGAGGAAUCGAGAGCUGGCAUCCCCUUCAAUAUUCUCAUGAGGGACAUUCUGCAGUUUGACAACACACUCGACGAAGCUCUCCAGCGCAUAGAGAAUGCUCAUCGCACCUGUUCCAUCUGGCUGGGUGUGGGAGACGGGAACCUCAAGACCUUUAGAUUGGUGGAGUACUCCAAGUCAACAGCCAAGUGGUUUGAUGACAAGAGUAUCACUCAGAUUGACGAGGACAGGUUUAAUAGAGAGCAUUGUGAUGAUGCUUGUUACAAGGAUUACAACAUGACAGAUCUAGUGUACUGGGGCGUCCAUCUUGGCUGCUGGAACAGCCUCCUACAUGCCCAGCACGGUCACAUUAAUGCCACCCAGGUCAUCAACAUGAUUGGCAGUGUCAAGACUGGCAACCUACAAGCUGUCGUCUAUGACCUUGGCAACGACAUGAUGUACAUAUCAAAUGCUGCUGUGGAUAGCUCUAGUCCUAAAGCUAAUGCAUUUGAUAGGCAGUUUGUGAGAUUGGACACUAAGGCUCUGUUCUCUGUUCCUAAGCCACAGUUAUAGACAAGAAAUUUUGCUGAAAUUUUUUUUAUGAGAGACGUACAGUAAACAUGUAACAUAAUUAAUGUACAUAACUUGUGACAAUGUCAUGAUGAAUUGUUGUUUUGAUACUGAGUUCAAGUGA